AUGAUGCACCAUUCGGAAGGAAGGGUUCGUACAAUUUUGCUGCCGGAAAAUUUCUCUUCGUGGCAACGUUUGCAGCGCGUAACGGCCUAUGUUCAACGUUUCUUCGUCAAUCUCAGAAAGAAGAAAAAUAGAAAACCAUCGAUCGCCGGUCCGCUUACACAGGAAGAACUUUCUACGGCGGAGACGUUCCAAAUAAAGCGAGCACAGAAAGACGCCUACGGUGAAGAACUAGCGGUAUUAGCAGCGAGCAGACGGCUCCAUAAGAAGAAUCGCUUGUACAAACUGAACCCGUUCAUCGACGAUCUUGGUGUGAUGCGGAUUCACAGCCGUUUGGGAGAGUGCGACUUCGUAGAUGACAGUGACAAGUACCCUAUUGUGCUUCCUCGAGCUCAUCCAGCAACGCAUCUUAUCGUCGCUAACGUACAUCAACAUUAUCAUCAUCAGUACCACGAAGCAUGCGUUAACCUAGUGCGCAAAGAUUUCUACAUACCAAGAGUGCGUACAGUCUGCGAUCAGGUGCGCCGGAACUGCCAGUUGUGCAAGAUUCGCGGUGCAAUACCUGCACCACCUGCAAUGGGACCUCUUCCAAAAUCACGAGUGGCAGUCUUUGUACGCCCGUUCUCGUAUGUGGGUGUAGAUUUCUUCGGACCGUUCCUUGUCCUCGUCGGUCGGCAUCACGAGAAGCGCUGGGGUGUGAUUGUUACAUGUUUAACAACGCGGGCGAUACAUCUGGAACUGGCCGCUUCGUUGGACACUAGUUCUUGUAUCAUGGCUCUGAGGAACUGCUUCGCACGUCGUGGUACUCCUAUAGAAAUCAGGAGCGACCGGGGAACAAAUUUCGUCGGUGCGGAUAAAGAAUUGAAAGUUGCGGUGGCGGAGUUGGACCGAGACAAGUUAUUGACUGAAUUCACCACACCAACAACAUCAUGGCGAUUCAACCCUCCUGCGUCGCCGCAUAUGGGUGGCUGCUGGGAGCGUCUCAUCCAGUCGGUGAAAAAGGUCUUGGCCAGCGUUAAACCACAGCGAGUGCCUACAGAAGAGGUACUAAGAAGUUACUUGAUUCAAGUAGAGAAUGUCGUCAAUAGUAGACCACUGACGCACGUACCCGUGGACGAUUACUCCUCGCCGGCGCUUACCCCAAACCAUUUCUUGAUGGGGUCACCGGACGGAUCGAAGCCGCUUGUUCCGUACAAUGAUUGUCCGUUAACACUUCAAAGAUCGUGGAAAGCAUCGGAAGCUUUGGCGAACCGAUUCUGGCAACGGUGGGUGAUAGAAUAUUUACCCACAAUCACUCGUCGUACCAAGUGGUUCUACCCGGUUAAGCCAAUCGCGAUAGGCGAUAUAGUCGUAGUAGCUGAUCCCAGUCUGCCAAGGAACAGUUGGCCCAAAGGACGUGUGGUGUCGGUGAAGGCCUCCAAAGAUGGACAAGUUCGCUCGGCGGUUGUCCAAACUCCAUCUGGACUGUACGACAGGCCUGCAGUGAAAAUAGCUGUGCUGGAUGUAGGUGCAGACGGAAGUAAGGCAGACCAGGGUCCAAUUACUGCGGGGGACUGUUGCGUACACCAUACGGGCAACGCCGCACCUACUCCGGAGACUCAUUGA
This is a messenger RNA of Ochlerotatus camptorhynchus, 1602 nucleotides long. RefSeq lists its product as uncharacterized. The coding region runs from base 1 to 1602 and encodes 533 amino acids. The transcript has a single exon. Gene Ontology annotation, molecular function: nucleic acid binding. Gene Ontology annotation, biological process: DNA integration. NCBI's taxonomy places the organism in Eukaryota, Metazoa, Arthropoda, Insecta, Diptera, Culicidae. The record is from RefSeq and is a predicted model, not a curated record.